UGCUCCUGCCGUCGUGCGUGGCAGUCUUCUCUUCUCCACUAGUAGGGCUCUAGGGGGCAAAGGCGUCAGCUUCCCACUCCAGUCCUUCCGGUUUUCUAGGGUUUAAAGAGCCCGCCGUGCGCCGGCCCAGCCAGAGCCCACUACUUUCCGCCGUCGCCGGAGCCGACCCCUCCGUCUCCGCGCGCGGCAAUGGCAUUCUCCUUCGCCUCGCCGCCGGCUUCGAACCCCUUCCAGACGCCGGCCGCGUCGAAUCUCUUCCAGACGCCAGCUGCGUCCAACCCCUUCCAGACGCCGGCGGCGCCGAAUCCGUUUCAGACACCGGCUCCGGCCACCUCGCAGGCGCCGUCCCUAUCGCCCUCGCCGUUCCAGUUCAGCUUCCAGCAGCAGCAGCCACAGCCGCAGCCGCAGCAGCAGGUGGCGCCGGCGGCGCAACCUCAGCAGCCGCAGCCACAGCAGCAGAAGCUGAUGCUGUACACGACGGAUAUGAAACCCGCGGGGUACAACACCAAGUGGGAGGAGCUGCACGCCGAGUCGCAGAAGGCUUUGCUCCAGAUCGAGGACAAGAUACGGGACUACAGAGACGAGAGUGAGAGGUUGGAUCAGUGCAGUCGCCUUUAUGACUCCUCAAUCUCGAAUGUCAAUUUUGAGAUUGAUGCGAAUCGCAUUGCUCAGGAACUUGGAGGGACCACCACUGUAAUGGAGAGAGAGAAGGCUUCCAUUCAAGAGUUGAUGACUGUUGUCAAUGAAAUGAUGUGGAACACAGAAUUUGCUAUUAGGUCAUAUCUGAUGUUGAGGCCAAGAUUCACCCGUCCAGGUGCUGGAGUUGCAAAUGGUGGUUCUUCAAAUCCUUCUUCUGGUGCUCCACCCAAUCAGCCAGUGGUAGAUUUCUACAGUGGAGUCCCAAAGCGUCCUUCCAUUUUUAUGCAGCGAACUGUCAACAGGUUUGAGUGCUAUCUUGCGGAGUGUUGCAAGUGGAUUGGUGAGCUAGAGCAGCUGGUUCAAAUGGAGACAAAUAAAAGAUCAUCAGAUUCUUUAGAAUCUCUUCCAAAAGUUAUGUCAAAUGUGCAUGAUUACUUCAUUUUUGUUGCUUCUAAGGUGGAAAAUCUUCAUCAAUAUGUUGAAUCAAUGAAAACUGAAUAUCUUAAUGCACAACGCCGCAUUGGUAAUGGGAGCGAUCCAUUUCUGGAGGCAAACAGACGAGAAGCAGCUAAACAAGAAGCAGCUGCCAGAAGGGUCCAUCCAACACUGCAUUUACCUACCCCUGCGCAGCCCAUGGCACAAAUCGCUGCACCAGCUACAACUACAAGCCAACCGCAGCAAUCUUCCUUUCCAUCUGCUGCGACUUCCUCAAGUGCCUUGUCAACCUUUAGCACUCCGGCUUCUGCUCCAUCUUCAUCUAGUCUCUUUGCAACUCCAACAACUCCAGCUCCAUCAGGCAACCUUUUUGGUGCAUCUGGAUCGGCUCAGUUGACCACACCAUUUGGGACAGCCUCCACUCCUACAUUAACAUCAACACCAGCUCCUGGAUUUGGGACUAGCACUACAUCUUUGGGUGGAACAUCUCUAUUUUCUACACCAUUCGGAGGUGGAGCUACCGCUUCAGGUUCCAGCUUUGGUGGGGCAACGAAAGGAAGGUCGAAGCCCCGGAGUCGACGCUAGAUGUAGAUGAACCAAUGUGAAAUGUGGAUGCUAUUGGUUCUCUUGACUGUUAUUUCCCCUAUCUUAUGCAAAAUUUGUAACUAAUUCUAGUGUGAGUUUUAAGUAACUUGUUGCAUGCUUACUACCUUAACUGUUUUAUCAGAUACUACCGUACUCUAGUUGUCAUAAAGUUCUAAUCCCCGUGUCCGUUCAUAAUCUUGCCUGAAUACCGAGUGUUGAACUGCAACCUUAAGAUGUUCUGGAUUGUAAAAGCUGGUCCCUUUUAGAUAAGGUAGAGCGGAGUCUGUUGAAUGUGGGAUUGUUAAAAGCUGGGUGAUAAAGGCUGUAAUCUUCUACUAUGAUUCACAUUGACAUCCUGCAAUUUGAUGUCUCCAUGCUAGAGCUUAAUUUUGAGGCA
This is a messenger RNA of Sorghum bicolor (sorghum), 2056 nucleotides long. Its product is annotated as nuclear pore complex protein NUP58-like. Bases 190 to 1659 code for a protein of 489 amino acids. NCBI's taxonomy places the organism in Eukaryota, Viridiplantae, Streptophyta, Magnoliopsida, Poales, Poaceae. Gene Ontology annotation, molecular function: structural constituent of nuclear pore. Gene Ontology annotation, biological process: nucleocytoplasmic transport. Gene Ontology annotation, cellular component: nuclear pore. The transcript has 6 exons. The record is from RefSeq and is a predicted model, not a curated record.